Messenger RNA from Owenia fusiformis, 601 nucleotides. NCBI's taxonomy places the organism in Eukaryota, Metazoa, Annelida, Polychaeta, Sabellida, Oweniidae. The record is from the annotation of a GenBank genome assembly.
UAUAGACUACAAACUACAAAUACCAUAUUUAUAUUUGUUAAUUUACCGUAUCAACAAAAUGGAGGGAUUAUAUGAUCUGAAAGUGUUAUUGUUAUUACAAGGUGUCAUUGUUGUGAGUAGUGGGUGUGACAUCCAAGGUGUGGGUGAGUGCUACAGCAAAGCUGGCGUUACCCUAGCAACUAGCCAAUCUGAAGGAGAACAUGGACCAGAAGAAUUUGAGAAUGUUUGCAAGUCUAUAGGGCAGAUAGAUAAGCUGAGUGAAUGUGUUCACGCAAAGGUAGACACAUGUGAAUACUACAUCAAAGUACUCUAUACACUUCCACUGUCCGGCAUGAAGAACGCCUCCCAACAUUUUUGCAGUCCAGAUUGUAAGAACCUGUACAGUUGUAUGAAGGUGAUCCUUAAUUCCAAACCAAGUAAAAAGCAAGAGUGGGACUGCAGUAAAAUACAAGAUGCUAUUCAAUGUGGAAAGCAGACAUACCACAAGAAAUGUGAAGGUUUUGCAAAGCAGUUUCUCCAUCCCCAGCAGCUGUCUGUUACUGAGCAAUGCAACAUAGCUAUAUGUGAGUAUCACUAUGCAAUGCAACAUGACUAUAAGUGA